CUUCUCUGGACUCCCUUGAAUCGAAUUGUCGGGUCGUGUGACGGGGCCAUAUGCCUUCAGUGCCGAUUUGACUUAAACCACCGACAAGCAAAACAAGAUGGUGUCACUCGAUGAGGUACACAAAAACAACGCCAGUCUGAAAGACUACGGCCCAAACCUUGUGGCCGUCUUCGUCGGCGGAACCAGCGGGAUCGGCGAAGCAACCGCCCGAGCAUUUGUGCGAGACACGCUAUCCCCACGGGUAUUCCUAGUUGGGCGUAAUGAAGCCCAGGCAUCGAAGAUCAUCGAGGAGCUGCGUCAGCUUAACCCGGCGGGCCAGCUAAGUUUCGUCAAGUGCGACGCCGCACGGUUACAAAGUGUGGAUGAAGCAUGCAAAGUUAUUCAGGCCAAGGAAGAGAAGAUUAACCUUCUUUUCUUGAGUGCUGGAAUUUUGACUACCAAGGGACGGGAUGAAACCGACGAGGGACUCGACAAGAAGCUCAGCCUGCAUUACUAUUCCCGAAUGCGUUUCAUCAACAAUUUCCUGCCGCAGUUGACCAACGCAGGAACCGUGGCCGAGGAUUCGACCCCAGCCAAACCCGGCCUGCGUCGCAACUUGGCUAGCGCCGUCUCCGUUCUCGAGGCUGGCGGAGAAUCUCCGAUAAACUUGGACGAUUUGUCUCUAAAGACCACCUACUCGCUCCGCAACGCUGCGAAGCACGCUAUCACCAUGACAUCCCUGUCGAUGCAGGAACUCGCCGUUUCUCAUCCGGAGGUAUCGUUUGUCCAUGCCUAUCCCGGAGUCGUCAAGACCGGCAUCAUGCGUGAAUUCGGAACCAUUACCCGGGUUGCAAUGAGCGCCAUGUUUAUUCUCGCCAAGCCCUGGAUGGUGCCUCUGAACGAGAGCGGUGAUCGGCAUCUAUAUGCCGCAACUAGCCCGCGGUUCCCGCCGCGGGCCUCCAAUGGUGGCGGCGAUGUUGCGCCCGGUGCGGAUGGAGCCAAGGGUAGCGGGGCGUAUCUUUUGCAUUGGGACGGGUCUACUGCUGGGAAUCAGAAGGUUUUGCAGGAUUAUCGUGAGAAUGAAACUGGCAAAUUAGUGUGGAAGCACACUGUGGGGGUGUUUGGGUCGAUCUGCGGCAGGGCCGGCCUGUUGGAGGAUUGA
Penicillium cinerascens is the source of this 1141-nucleotide messenger RNA. RefSeq lists its product as uncharacterized. The record is from RefSeq and is a predicted model, not a curated record. The transcript has 3 exons. Gene Ontology annotation, biological process: secondary metabolic process. Bases 98 to 1141 code for a protein of 347 amino acids. Lineage: Eukaryota; Fungi; Ascomycota; Eurotiomycetes; Eurotiales; Aspergillaceae.